GGCAUCGUGGUGGACGUCCCCUUCGCCUCGUUCUUCCUGAGCCAGCUGCUCGGCCACCAUCACAGCAUCUUCUACAGCUCAGUGGACGAACUUCCCUCCUUGGAUUCCGAGUUCUAUAAGAACCUGACCUCCAUCAAGCGCUACGAAGGAGAUACCAGCGACCUGGGCCUCACCCUCUCCUACGAUGAAGACGUGAUGGGCCAGCUUGUGUGCCACGAACUCAUUCCUGGGGGAAAGACCAUCCCGGUGACCAACGAGAACAAGAUCAGCUACAUCCACCUGAUGGCCCACUUCCGCAUGCACACCCAGAUCAAGAACCAGACAGCCGCCUUCAUCGGCGGCUUCCGCUCCAUCAUCAAGCCCGAGUGGAUCCGGGUCUUCUCCGCCCCCGAGUUGCAGCGGUUGAUAUCUGGCGACAAUGCGGAGAUCGACCUGGAGGACUUGAAGAAACACACCGUCUACUACGGGGGCUUCCAUGGCAGCCACAGGGUCAUCAUCUGGCUCUGGGACAUCCUUGCCAACGACUUCAGCCCCGAGGAAAGAGCCAUGUUUCUCAAGUUUGUCACCAGCUGUUCCCGGCCGCCCCUCCUGGGCUUCGUCUACCUCAAGCCUCCCUUCUCUAUCCGGUGCGUGGAAGUGUCGGAUGACCAGGACACGGGGGACACCCUGGGCAGCGUCCUGAGGGGCUUCUUCACCAUCCGGAAGAAGGAGCCCGGGGGCCGCCUGCCCACCUCCUCCACCUGCUUCAACCUCCUGAAGCUGCCCAACUACAGCAAGAAGAGCGUCCUGAGGGAGAAGCUGCGCUACGCCAUCAGCAUGAACACGGGCUUUGAGCUCUCGUAGCGGCCCUGGCGAGAGAAAGGAGGGCCUGGGGGGGCGGGGCCCAGUUGGCUGCACAAAACAGCCCCUUCCCCGGAGCCCUUGGGACUCCGGUGCCCAGGUAGAAAAGGAGCUGCCUCCAGCACUGCUUCGCUCCUCCGAGACCGCAGCUGGCCUGCCAUUAAACGUAGCCUUGCCUGCAAACCUUGUAGAGUGAGCCGUUGCAGGGGGCAGGGGCCGCGUGGAGGGCUGGGCAGGGGGUCCCUCGCGUUAAGAGCCCCCAUGGCUGCUGCAGAGGGCGGGGCCUCUUGAUGCCGCCUUCUCUCUUCCUCCACGUUGCUGCGGCCUUCCUGCCUGUCCUGGUCAAGCGUCCCAACUGCCCUGGGCGGGCUGUGGCCAAACUCUUGCAGGGCUCCCUUGUAAGGAGGCCGAUCUCCGCCUGCUGAGUCCGAGGCCUCCUCAGAGCGGGUGAGAGAUUAGAGUUAGCGGCCAGAAAACCUGUUCCUCCGUGAGCCUGCAAGGCUGCCUUUACCUCUUGACCCGAAAGUGGGAGUCUUGUCCAGCCCACUUUUGUUCCCUUGAACUGCUGGCCAAACCAGUUUGGCUUUGGAUCCCCCCCCCGGGCCCUCCCCAGCAAGGCACGGGACUGGAAUCCACCCCUCGGCCUUCAGUGGCCAAGGCCCAGGGCAAGGGGUCUCCAGUGUGAACUUUGAGCAGCCUCCCUGGGGGAAAGGCCUGGCGCGGAAGGCGCCCGAGUGCACUUAGGCCGAGGGGGGUGGUGGGGUCUUUCAGCCCCAAGAAGGAGCACGUAGGCAGAAGGCGAAGGGGACCCCGCCGGGCAGACCAGGGCGGUCGUGUGCCACGUCUCUCAGGGUUCUUUUGAGGUUGAGUCUGGCUGCUUGUGGAAGGAGGUUCUAAUGGGUUUAGACCAGGGGGCUCCAAAGCUGGCAACUUUUAAGACUCGUGGACUUCAACUCCCAGGAUUCCCCAGCCAUUAUGCCGGAGAGCCCCAACCUAGGUCAGUGGUUCCCAAA
This is a messenger RNA of Thamnophis sirtalis, 1853 nucleotides long. Lineage: Eukaryota; Metazoa; Chordata; Lepidosauria; Squamata; Natricidae. The record is from RefSeq and is a predicted model, not a curated record.